Molecule: messenger RNA, 714 nt
Organism: Dentiscutata erythropus
Lineage: Eukaryota; Fungi; Glomeromycota; Glomeromycetes; Diversisporales; Gigasporaceae
Source: the annotation of a GenBank genome assembly
AUACUCAUUAAAGAGAACAACAGAGAAGUAAGAAAUAUUUUGAUAGUUGGUCGCAGUGGUAGUGAAAAGUCAAGCUUGGCUAAUAAUUUGUUUAACGAAGAAAGUGACUUUAUGCAAGAGAAUAUAAGAUACUGUUUGGCUGAUACUAUUGGACUAGGAGACACUAAAUUAACCGAUAAAGAAGUCCUUUACAGUAUAGCAAAAACAAUUGGUUUGAUGAAGGAAGGAAUAAGCCAUCUCUUAUUUAUUAUUAGUGAUAGAUUUAACCAAGAGGAAAGAGAAAAUUUCAGAUUAAUUAAAAAAGUCAUGUUUGAAAGUAAUAUUGGCCCUUAUACUACUAUUGUCCGAACGAACUUUGGAGAAUUUAAUGAUGAAACUGUAUGCGAUUCUGAUAGACAAGACUUAAUUAAAGAGAGUAAAGAGAUUAAAGACACAAUUGAAGAUAUGUAUCAUGCAAAAAGACAGGCAAAGAUUAAAAAAAAAGCUACUAGAUCAUUGAAGAAUAAUUACAAAGAAAAUUUUAAACUAAAAUCUUGGGACAAAAUAUACAUUAGAAUUAAUGAAUAUAUCUCCAAAUCAAUUAUGAAAGAUAACCAAUAUGAUACUAUUUUUAAUGAUGUGGCAAUGCUCAUUCGUACGGAGUUACCAUCGAUGAUCUUAAUUAAAAAAACUGUUCACGUAGAACCGUCUGAGAAAUCUGAAUCUUCGGGAUAG